Molecule: messenger RNA, 875 nt
Organism: Amphibalanus amphitrite
Lineage: Eukaryota; Metazoa; Arthropoda; Thecostraca; Balanomorpha; Balanidae
Product: splicing factor U2AF 35 kDa subunit-like protein
Exons: 4
Coding region: 60-830 (256 amino acids)
Biological process (GO): mRNA splicing, via spliceosome
Cellular component (GO): U2AF complex; spliceosomal complex
Molecular function (GO): metal ion binding; pre-mRNA 3'-splice site binding
Source: RefSeq, a predicted model, not a curated record
CAGUUCCCCUGUUAAUGGAGAAGUGAAGGAGUUCACCCUGCUGUCACACAUCUGGCAAGAUGGCUGAAUAUCUUGCCUCCAUUUUUGGAACAGAAAAAGACAAGGUCAACUGCUCGUUCUACUUCAAGAUCGGCGCGUGCCGUCAUGGCGAGCGCUGCUCCCGGCUGCACAACAAGCCCACCUUCAGUCAGACGAUCGUGCUGCAGAACCUGUACGUGAACCCGCAGAACUCUGCCAAGUCGGCCGACGGCAGCCACCUGGCCAACGUCUCCGACGAGGAGAUGCAGGAGCACUUUGACAACUUCUUUGAGGACGUGUUCGUCGAGUGCGAGACCAAGUUCGGCGAGAUCGAGGAGAUGAACGUCUGUGACAACCUGGGCGACCACCUGGUGGGCAACGUGUACGUCAAGUUCCGCCGCGAGGAGGACGCCGACAAGGCGGUGCAGGAGCUCAACAAUCGCUGGUUCGGCGGACAGCCGGUGCACGCCGAGCUCAGUCCCGUCACAGACUUCCGCGAGGCCUGCUGUCGGCAGUACGAAGUCGGCGAGUGUACGCGGUCGGGCUUCUGCAACUUCAUGCACCUGAAGCCGAUCUCGCGUGAGCUGCGGAAGGAGCUGUACGGCCGGCGCGGCCCGUCCUAUGUGGGCGGCGGCCGGCGCCGGUCGCGCUCGCGGGACCGGGACGGCGGCCGCGGCUGGCGCGGGGGUCGCGGCGGCGGCGGUGGAGGGUUCGGCGGCGGUGGUGGUGGCCGGCGCCGCUCCCGUUCGCGGGACCGCGACCGGCGCCGCUCGCGCAGCCGCGACCGUUCGGGCCGCGCCGGCCGGUACUGAGUGGUGCUGCCGGGGUGCGGACCAGGGUCCGUUCGCUGUGCAGAG